CAGUCUAAUGAUGAUGUUGAUUCUCUAUCCAAAGCAUAACAUUUGCAAUUACCAUACGCCAUCUCGCACCUAUAAUUGUACUCAAACAACACAAUAGUUCAAAUCCAUACAAACCGCAUUGCUCACACGAAGAAUCACACAAAAACACGCACAAUAGACUUCGCAAAAUGGCUAUCACAACAGGUCAAAAGCAAGCUCUAAUGGAGAACUUGCAAUUGGAAAGUAAGUAAUUUACUCCAAAAACGCGCCAAAGUACAUACUAAAUUUUAUUCAAACAGUUACUGAACGUGCCAGAAAGCUCAGAGCACAAUACAAUGUUCAAGCUCAAGGUUUAAAGACGCGUAUUGAAAUUCGCGUUAAUCGUAUACCAAUUUCAAUGCGGAAAAAAAACAUUGGAGAUUUGUUCGAGAAACACAACAAUACUGGUGCACAAGCAGCGCGUAAUGAAGUUGGACCACCAGUUCCACCCAAAAAUACUCAAAAGAAAAUUCCUGUCGCAGAGUCUGAGAGUGGUUCAAGUACUCAAAGCACAACAUCAUCCCGCACUAGCAAAAGGAAUAGGUAUGUUUUCCCCGCAAGUACAUGGACCAUAUAUUAACAAUGUGAAGUGACGAGGCUUGUUUGGACAAGGAAAACAAGAUUGAUAAUCCAAAGAAACGUCAAAAGGCUGCUCCUAUUUUACCUGAAAGAACCACUUCCCGUGUUAAUAUGGAUCCGAAACAAAUACUUUCACCAAGAUCCGCAAACUCCCGGACUUUACCUGCCUCACCAAUUAAACCUGCACCACCAGCCAAAUCUACCACAGAUUCUCGCCCACCUACUAGAACAGGAAGGAAAAUUGCACCACAUACAAACCCUGCUGGAGCUGCUCGAGCAAAAUCCGCAUCCGCAACCUCAGGUCCAAAGACUACACGAGGAAGAAAUGUCAGCAAUACCAGUACGGAAACUGUUAUUGUUAAAAAGGCGACUGCUGCAAAAGUCAAAAAGGCAGCGGCUACACAAUCUACACAACCUACACAAUCGGCUAGCACCGCUGUUGGAAGAGUUUUAAGAAAGAGAGCAUGAAAUCGUUUCAUUAGCUAUGAUCGCAUGCAUUUCUAGUUCAAAUGGAACUUAUCUUUUUGUUUAUAAGCACUCAAACUCAAUUGAAACACUCCUACUGUGGAGUGGGGAACUUCCUCUAUGUUUUUGAUUAAGGAUCUUAUGGGCUGUGACCCCUUCUUUAAUUGACAUUCAUAGGGCAUAUAGAACCUUGAUAUUGUGGCUUGUGGUUUGAACUUGGACUGUUGUAUCAAAGCUAGAAUUGGGGUGAUGGUUGGUAGCGAAAUGGAGGAUAGAAUUGUCUUUCUUGGAAAUGGAUAAUGAGGCUUUUUUGAAUCUUUAGCGAUUGGGAUAAUGGAUGGUUUGCAUUUUAUGAGCUUUUUGGGACAAGAGAAGGCAAGGGUUAUUGUAUAAGCUUCUUGGGGACAUUGGGAAGAAGAGGAUCAUUGGCGUUUGGUUGUUUUAUACUAAUAGAAUACAUUUUUAUUGUAUGCAUGUGUUGCGGUGAGUGAUUAAGACCCUUCACAUCUGUAUGGAAUUCCUUCUUGAUAGAAUUGCCUAAUAUAAGCACG
This is a messenger RNA of Sclerotinia trifoliorum, 1613 nucleotides long. Lineage: Eukaryota; Fungi; Ascomycota; Leotiomycetes; Helotiales; Sclerotiniaceae. The record is from the annotation of a GenBank genome assembly.